GGCAAGACAAAAACAAAACAAAAAUCCCUACGGUUUGUUUGUACUAUCGCGCAUGUAGUUUGCAAAAGCAACACAUGGUAAAAAUGUCCUUAAGUGAAGAAUCUAACCGAAAUCCUCGUGUUGAUAUCGAAUACUGUAAUGUGUGCAAUUCAAAACCACAGUGCCUGGAGCUGGCGAGCAUUAUACGUGAACAGAUUCCCGAGGCGGAUGUCGUAUGUCGCACAGGUAGACGCGGUUCGUUCGAGGUGCAGAUUAACGACACUCUGAUACACUCAAAGCUAAGCUCAUUGGCUUUCCCACAUUACGAUGAUGUGGUACAGAACGUACGUAACGCACGGGACGGUCUGCCCGUAAACAAAGUGGCCGAACAACCUAUCACUGACUGUGUGGUGCAGUAGAAGGUUUUAUGUCUUUAAAACAUAUUAGUCGUUGCUCUUUUUUAGACGUUUAUUAUUGAACCAUCCUUUACACGCUGUUACCACGCAGCAUCGUGAUCGUGAAAGAAACAUGCUGUUAUUUUUUU
This is a messenger RNA of Anopheles funestus (African malaria mosquito), 523 nucleotides long. Its product is annotated as migration and invasion enhancer 1. The record is from RefSeq and is a predicted model, not a curated record. The coding region runs from base 75 to 398 and encodes 107 amino acids. Gene Ontology annotation, biological process: positive regulation of filopodium assembly; negative regulation of apoptotic process. Lineage: Eukaryota; Metazoa; Arthropoda; Insecta; Diptera; Culicidae. The transcript is spliced from 2 exons.